Physeter macrocephalus (sperm whale) is the source of this 873-nucleotide messenger RNA. RefSeq names its product ankyrin repeat domain 39 (gene ANKRD39). NCBI's taxonomy places the organism in Eukaryota, Metazoa, Chordata, Mammalia, Artiodactyla, Physeteridae. The record is from RefSeq and is a predicted model, not a curated record. Gene Ontology annotation, molecular function: protein binding. Bases 55 to 606 code for a protein of 183 amino acids. The transcript is spliced from 4 exons.
GUGACCUUACCCGCGGCGGCGCCCGCCGGCGGGUGGGAGGGCGCCGAGGGCGGCAUGGCGGUGCAGCAGCCUUGCGCCGAAGGCCCCUGCUGCUCCCACCCCAGCGCGGCUCCCGGCGUGCAGCAGACGCUGGACGAGAUGGACUUCGAGAGGGGAAUCUGGUCUGCAGCCCUGAACGGAGACCUGGGCCGAGUGAAGUAUUUAAUCCAGAAGGCAGCGGACCCCAGCCAGCCCGACUCCGCCGGCUACACGGCUCUGCACUAUGCCAGCCGCAACGGGCACUAUGCCGUGUGCCAGUUCCUGCUGGAGAGCGGGGCCAAGUGUGAUGCCCAGACCCACGGGGGAGCCACCGCUCUGCACCGGGCCAGCUACUGUGGGCACACGGACAUCGCCCGGCUCCUGCUGUCGCACGGCUCCAAUCCCAGGCUGGUGGACGACGACGGCAUGACCAGUCUGCACAAGGCCGCCGAGAAGGGUCACGUGGACAUCUGCUCCCUCCUCUUGCAACACAGCCCAGCCCUGAAGGCCGUCCGGGACCGGAAGGCACGACUCGCCUGUGACCUGCUGCCCUGCACCAGCGACCUGCGGGACCUGCUGGCCAGCUGAGUCUCCCCGCUCCCGUCACGGGCUGCGUGUGGGGUACACGGACUAGCCCUCCAAGCCCCCGCCUCGGUCGGCGCCCGAGCCGCAGGGUGGGAUCCUGAGGCUGGAGGACCCCGGAAGAGCCCCAUUCUGGCCACUGGGGAAGCAAGGGCGGCGAUUUGGUGGGGCUGCCAGUGCUCCAGCCUGGACAGAUGACCGUAUUCUAAAUUAGUUCAUGUGGAAACAUCUAUCCGUUUGGAAAAAAUAAAGUUAUAUCCUUAUCUCAUCCCA